Molecule: messenger RNA, 847 nt
Organism: Toxorhynchites rutilus septentrionalis
Lineage: Eukaryota; Metazoa; Arthropoda; Insecta; Diptera; Culicidae
Exons: 3
Coding region: 30-824 (264 amino acids)
Biological process (GO): arachidonate secretion; phospholipid metabolic process
Source: RefSeq, a predicted model, not a curated record
GACGUUCACGAGUCGUACUUUUGUCCGGGAUGUUUAUUAUUAAGUUAUUGAGUUUCACGAUGAUUAUAGAAAGAAUAGUCGCACAGCAUGACACCGUGCAGAGUCAGGAAUUGCUUACUCAUUUGGAUUAUUUCGGAAAAGCACACAUCAUCGGCAGUAUCUUGCAUGAUUAUUCAAAUGUAUCUGAAAGUUGGACAAACCCCGAUUUCGAACAUCAUGACCAGCGAUUGAUCGAGACUCUGCAGAGCUACGUGGUCGAAACGCUGCAGAACGAAACAGACAGUGGCCCAUACGGAUCGGGCAAUAAUGUGAAACUUUUCACUAAUUUCUGUGGUCCUGGUAAUUGGGCAGUCGACGGCGAAAUAACUCAGAAUCCUUACUUCCAUAAAAUUGAUCAGUGUUGCAAGAAUCAUGACGAAUGUCCGUUUUCUAUUGUAGGACAGAGCGACUAUCAAUACUUUCCAGGACUUCCACAUAAACCACAGUUAUUUACUAGGUUAAGUUGUUCGUGCGAUUCAAAAUUUUUCUCAUGUCUACAAAAAGUGUCGACAUUUUUCUCAUACGCAGUAGCAUGGAUUUACAGUAAAGUACAAGCACAUUGUUUUGACUACGAGUAUCCUGUGAUAGAAUGUAAACAAUAUGUGAACGAUGGUCUUCUGCCUUUGACUCGAUGUGGAAGAUAUUUGGUGGAUAAUUCUAUUCAAAAGCAGUGGCAGUGGUUCAAUGUUCCUUAUCUCCACAUGGAUCAGAUGUGCUUCCCGGAAGUCUUCUACAGAAAUAAAAUAUUUUGGUACAGUUUCGAGGAAAAACCUAAAACCAAUUAAAACGAAUUUGAACAUGACCUAAU